Bactrocera oleae (olive fruit fly) is the source of this 10222-nucleotide messenger RNA. RefSeq names its product Mitogen-activated protein kinase kinase kinase 13 wallenda (gene wnd). Lineage: Eukaryota; Metazoa; Arthropoda; Insecta; Diptera; Tephritidae. The record is from RefSeq and is a predicted model, not a curated record. Gene Ontology annotation, molecular function: MAP kinase kinase kinase activity; ATP binding. Gene Ontology annotation, biological process: protein autophosphorylation; signal transduction. Gene Ontology annotation, cellular component: cytoplasm.
GUAGGUGAAAUUUCACUAGAAGUCAAAAUACCUACCUAAGCUUAAAUCGACUAAAGCUAUUUUAAUCUAUUUUAACAUAAAACUUGUCCUGUUAAAAAAAUUAAUAUGUUCCCUUUUCCAACAAUCGUUGACGAAUUUCAACACAUUUUCAUUUAAAAAUUCUAUAUAAUACUUUUCCAAAAAAGCCCCCUGUACAAUCAUGCUGCAUUUGCAUUUCUCGUUUGUUGUUGCUGCUUGAGGUAUUUAAUUGGAGUUCAAUGGUGUAGAUCUGAUACCUGCAUUUGCUUACCGUUGUUUUGGUGAGUCUAUUGGUGAAUGUAUUGGUAAAUAUGUGUGUAUAUGAAUCUUCGAUAGUAUGCGUACAAACUCGGCUCAGCGCCAAUUCGGCGCUCCGAAGCUCAGUGGCUUUGACAGCAACAACAUAUUUUCCAAAAAUAUUUCCACCACAUCGCGCUAUGGCAACGGAGGGUGUAGAGAAUUACCUAUCUAUCUACAAUUCAUUGUUGUUGUUUAGUUUUUUUAGUUCCUCCACUGGCUGGCUAUUGAACGUGGGUUAUGACGGUAGUGCGCAUGAUUCUAACUUUUGUUGUUGGUUUCCCAUUGUAUGCAGGUGUAUGGGUGUGUGUGUGUGUAUGUAUGUUGCAUGUGAGGUGUCGCUCAAAACUGGAUUUGAGCAACAGCCUCUUAGUACAGCACAAAACUGGUUGCUGGCGCUCUCAGGAAACAAAAGCCACCACCAAGAAGCAAACAAUUUUCCACGGAGGUUUUUUGCUUUCCACUUCUUUGUUUUGUUUCGUUUCCACAAUCUUACCACUCGCUGCGCAAUCUAUCGAUUUGGCCAAGCGCUAACCACUGCACAGCCAACAUUUAUGACAAUAAGAACAACUACAACAACGUGAACAACAACAUUGUUUGAGAUGCCAGGCUGAGAAGGCAGCAACAUGGCUUGUUACUUUGGCCGUUUGGUUCAGUAGUUGGAUUGGCGCCGGAGAGCACGCGGAUACACGACAUAAACGCUUACUGAUUAAACGGUUAAACAUAUACACACAUACAUAUAUAACAUAUAUACGUAUAUAAACGGGUUCGGAGCGCUAAAACAUUUAAAUGGAAAUUUUGUGAAUAUUUUUUUCGAAAUAAUAUUUUUGAAAAUAAUUCAUUUAAAAAAUAAUUGGUGUAAUUUGCUUGGUGUGCAGGAAAAGUGAGUUGAAAAAUGUGCUGUGCGGUCAAUAUUGAUUUUAUGUUGGCGUAAAGCAGCCGCAGCAGCAAAGCGAAUUAAAAGUGGUAGUGGCAGUAAGAGUGGCAGUAAAAGAAUCAAGCGACGAAGCAAAAGAAGAAGCAGAAUAAGCAGGAGCAAAAGAAAGAGCCAACGGCAAUGAGUAAAGGAAGCCAUGGUGAAUACGACGGCAUACGUAAAGGCAAUAUCUACACAAAAAGUGGCGACUCGCUGUGUUUGUUGGCUAAAAUUCCAGAAAUCGUAAAAUCCAUAACAUAGUUGCAAGCAGCUAUAACAAAAAAAAUUAUAUAUCUCUGCAAUAUCUAUACGAAAAAGUGAUAAUUUUAAAUAAAAAACAAAACAUUAAUUUUCCAAAAAAGCAUAAAUUUUUGAAAAAAGUUGCGCAAAGCCUGGAAGUGAAGGUUGUUAAGUGCUUUAUUUUAGCCGGAGAACGUGCUCUGGGCCCGCAGUGUUGCCUAUAUUUUUUUGUUGGAUGCCGUUUUGCUUGUGUGGAGAGCCGCAGCGCAAAGUCCUGUUUGUGUAUUUAUAUAAUCAAUAUUCUGUGGCAAAUCGAAAGCGUGUUUUUAAUGCAUGAAAAUUGUAGAAAAGUGAAAUAAAAGUCAUAAUUAUUGCGAAAAGCAAUUAAAUAAAUAGAAAUCCGUGUUAAUGCCGGACCCACAGCGCAUAACCGCAUUUUAAAAUAUUCUAAAUUGUUAUACUAGUAGUGUACACACAAACAUACUCAACGCAGUGGUUGGUGCGCUUGCGUUUGUGCGCUUGUGUUUUUCGCUCAGCUGUAGUGUGGUGUUGGUGUUGAAAGUGUUUCCUAUCAGUGUCAAUUUGCCAACGCAAUAAUUUAUUGAGGAGUGGUAUAGAUGUAUUUAUAUAAACGCCAACUUCUCAUACGAUGCAUCCGUCUAGUGAACAAAUAAGUAGAAGCCGACAGGAUCUGAAAAAAUCAACAGAAUUAUCACUUUCGCAUAAUGUCUUACCACAAGUACGAUCGCAUCAUGGCAGCGCUGCCAAUAUAUAUCAAGAUCAAACGGAUGAUUUUCGAAGAAGCAUGGCCUGCAUUCAAGAUGGACUGGAACAUAUGAGAAUAGGUGGCGCGAAUCUUUCUUACACAACAGACAUCGACUUUCAUCGACCACAGCCGCAAAAUAACGGCACAGACAGUUCGGACAACACCUGUCAACAUCGAUGGACCCCCACAAAUGGAUACCAUGAUAAGGGAAUCGGUGUGAUGACAAGCCUGCUUGGUUGUAUGAAACCGAUACUCUCCUUUAUGACCAAGACUGGCGUUAUCGAGAUUAAGGAUCCGAAAGAUUAUGCUUGGGAAAUACCUUUUGAAUGCAUAACAGGAUUGGAGUGGCUUGGCAGCGGCGCGCAAGGGGCGGUCUUCAGUGGAAAGUUGAACAACGAAAUUGUUGCGGUGAAGAAGGUGAAAGAACUGAAAGAAACAGAUAUUAAGCAUUUAAGAAAGUUGGAUCACCAAAAUAUUAUUAAGUUCAAAGGUGUUUGCACACAACCGCCUGUAUUUUGUAUAAUCAUGGAGUUUUGUCCCUAUGGUCCACUACAAAAUAUACUGAAGGAUCAGCGGAAUAAGAAAGUGAUGUUGCCAUCACGUUUAGUCUCGUGGUCGAAACAAAUUGCACAUGGCAUGCAAUAUCUGCACUCACAUAAAAUCAUACAUCGUGAUUUGAAGAGUCCCAAUAUACUGAUUGGCCAUCAGGAGAUAGUGAAGAUCAGUGAUUUUGGUACAAGCAAAGAAUGGAAUGAGAAAAGCACGAAAAUGAGCUUUGCCGGCACCGUAGCUUGGAUGGCACCAGAGGUGAUACGUAACGAGCCGUGCUCGGAGAAGGUCGACAUCUGGUCGUAUGGCGUUGUGCUGUGGGAGAUGUUAACAUGCGAAAUACCCUACAAAGAUGUCGACUCGUCAGCCAUAAUUUGGGGUGUGGGCAAUAACUCAUUGAAACUACCGAUACCGUCCAGUUGCCCAGAGGGUUUCAAAUUAUUAGUGAAUUUAUGUUGGCAUACUAAACCGCGAAAUCGUCCCUCGUUCGGACAAAUAUUAACGCAUUUGGAGAUAGCCGGUCCGGAGCUUUUACGCAAAACCGACAACGGGUACUUCGAAGCACAGCAAUCCUGGAAUGAGGAAGUGCGUAUGCAUUUCAAAGAAAUCUCACAAAAUGGCACCAGCAUACAUAAAUAUGAACAGGAUUUAAUCAGACGGCGCACGGCCGAGUGGCAGCAUGCGCAGGACAUUCGGCUGGUCUAUGAGGAUAAGUUGGAGAAGACAAAUCGACUGUAUUUAGAAUUAAGUGAAUGCAUGACACAAUUACAAGAAAAAGAAAAGGAGAUUGCUAUGCGCGAAAAGCAACUGCCAGGCUACAAGCCCUCGAGACGCUUGGGCAGCACGCUACGAAAAAUACAAAAUUAUCGUAGACGACUUAAUCCACCUAUUAAUAUACCAGGAAAUGCUCAAAAACAACAACAGUCGUCGUCCCCUGAUCCGGAAACAACGCCUGAGAGUCCACUGAAGGCAACACUCUACGCACAGGUUAUAAGUUUGAAUAAGACAAAGUCCUACUGUGUGGCCACGCAGAAGCCGAAGAAGAGCAGACAUCGGCGGGUUGGUUCGGGUAGUUUUGCCGCAGCACCCAAAUAUAGUCCAAGUCGAGACCGACGAUAUCAAAGCGAACCGGAAAAUCGCAAGAAUGUCAAAUUGGUUGAUACUGAAACUCAAACCGAUGCCAUGGAUAUUAGUGAAAUGGAUAUAAGUCCAAACGCCUGCUGUGCAAUGCGCGAUAUCUCUAUGACACUUGCCAUUGAGUCAGGUUUGCCAUCCUAUGAAGUUUUAUAUGCAACAGAUCGCAUAAAGCAGCGUCAAUCGGCUCAACCACAGACCGCUAUGCAAUGUACCCAACAACCAUUACAUCAGCUAAAUGACCAACAACAGCAGACAGAUGCAACGGCAGCAGCGCUUACACCAACCAGUCUGAAUGGCAAUUCCGUAACACCGUUGGAUGUGACAUUUCAAGAUGCAUGCUCUAGUCCCGACCAAUUGCUCGACGAUGUGAUCAAUAGCAACGAAAGACUUGACUUACCGGAUUACUGUAGUUCUAAUGAGCACCUCGAUCGUCUUGGUGAAAAAGUGAUCAAGUUUAUCAACGAAAAUCGGCUGAGCAUACAGACUACAACAUCAAUCAGUAAUCAAGGUGAGUUGGCGACAGCUCGUCUGCAAGCGUCUGAUAAUGGUAAUGAGAAUGCGAACGAUGGCAAUAGCACAAGCAGACACGAUUUAAAUCGUGAUGCUGCAUUGGAACGAAUGACGCCAAGAGCGAGUAGUGUGCGACGAAAAUACCAGCACACAUUAGACAAGCCCUCGGCUGUGGAGGAGCCGGCGUGCAAUAAUGCCAAUGGUGAAUCCAAUGAAGACAUAUUCGAUGACAGUUGGUCGGAUGAGGAGGGUGAGGAUACCGACUACCAUUAUGGACUUAGACGACGAAGUAUUGGACGUCUACCGAUUGGACGCGGCAUGCGUGCGCGCCGUGGUUACAAAAUACCAAUAAUACCGAAAAUUCCCAUACACAAACGCAAUGUUACCGUCGUGUCGGAUGAAGAGAACACCUCCGAGUAUAGUCACUCACCGUCCAGUCAACAUUCGACGCUCGAAAGUAAUCCUGAUGAAGUACUCAAACAAAUGAAGGCGAACAAGAAGGCGGUGAACGCUGCGACCGCCACUACAGACACCGAGGAGGAUGUCUCGUCGAGUAGCAGUAGUGAAGAUGCUGACGAUCUCGAAACGCAGCAUGAGCGUAGACCAACUACAACAACAACAUCAGCGGCAACAACAGCAACACAACGACAAAGACGCGAACAACGACAACAGCAAGCACAACAUAUGCAACAAACAUAUGCAACAACAACAAGAGCAAUAAAUAUACCUGUUGCCGAGUCAAGCAAUGUCGGCCUGUCCAAUUUGCCCAGACGCAGCGAUGUCAUCUCCAUACCCACUUACGAAGCGGACGGCGCAGUGGAUAUGGUCUAAGCUUGUGAACGCCUACCAAUAAAACAAGUACUAAAAAGGCUCAGGAACAUAACAAAUGUAUUUACUUAUAUGUUAUAUGAGCCUAUAGUUCCAUUAAACGCAUAAAAAGUAAAAUAUAAAAAACAAUAAAAAAAAAUAUUAUAGGAAAUGGAAAGCAAAUUAUGAACGCAAAACAAUUUCGCUUUAGUUCAAAUACAUACACAUGUAUCUCAGAAAAAAAACUUUAAUGUCCUGUCUUUAAUAUUACAACUACCAGUUUAUUAAGUAACCGUUACGAUAAGUGUACAACAAACAAGUCAGACAUCUUGUCAUACUUAGUAAUUAGUCAUAAUAUGUAUAAUUACUUACAUAAUUACAUAUAUUUACAAAGGAUUACAUUAAAUUAAGUACUCAUUACAUUGUAACUAAGUGUUUAUUAUAAAAUAUUUAGUUUGCACGAUAAGCGAGUAAAUUGUAUGUGCGCAUUAUUUAAAUACAUAUAUAUAUAUAUAUAUAUGCUAUAUACAUGUACAUAUGUAUUUUCAAAUACCUACUUGUAUUUCAUUAAUAUUCUAAAGUAAUCGCAUGUUGAAUUUGCCGGAAAGGCAUGGUUGCCAAUCUCAUUCGAUCGACUGUUUACGAUUUGUUUAGACGAAACAUUUUCGACCUUUCUUCAAAGUAAUAGAUGCCUACUAUUAUUUUAGAAUUUUUAAAUUUAAACAAUGCUAUCAUAUUCAAUAAUAAAUUGUUAUAAAGCUCCGUUAAAACUUCAUUCCACUAAAACAAAAACAUUCAAGAUAUUAAUGUGUAAUUUACAUCAUUUGUAUUAAUUUGUCAUACUUCUACGUACUUAUUAAACCAGGAUCAAGAAAAUCAAACUUUAAAUAACUGGAAAUUCAAAUUGUAAUCUACAAGUAUUGUUUAAUAGAGCAGUACAAUCAUAAAAUAAUCUCAAAUAUUGUGUCUGCCAUAUUUUAACAUACUUUCCGAGUAAUCAACAAAUCACAUCAGCAAAUUUCCGGGAAGUGAAAAAUUAAAUGGUUAGCUGAUGAGCAUUUGUUUUUUUUUUUGUGAUGAUAAAAAGUUGUUUUAAAUAUAAUAUGAAAAAAGUGAUGCAAACAAAUGAUCAUCCGCUGGACGUGUGUUUAUUUUUUGGAUUUUUGAAAAAAUUUAUAAAAAGGUACAAAAUCAUAUUUAACCCAUUUUCAGCUAGAAAAGCAUAACAAAAAACAGAGAAAUAAUGACAAUCGAUUUUUCGAUCAUUCUUCUCAUGAAUAUCAUUAAUAGAAAUAACAUUACUUUCAAGCUUUAGAUAGCUUACUUGGAAUAAGAAAUAUUUGGCGUAACGCCGAACGCAGAGAUGAAAGCUAAAAAAAAUGUUUUUAAAGAAUGUUGUGGUAUUUUUGAUAUUUAUAUUCUGCAUUUCUCCAAGAUAGCUUCAUGCAAUUGUAGCAUAUCCAGUAAAUCUCUAUAAGGAGAUUGCCAAACGGUUACUAAUGGCGAUCUUUAUUCAAAACGAUUUCAUAUUUUCCUCUUCCAUAUGAGUUGUCUUUUAAGUAAGAAUAUUCAAGCUGCAAACUACAAAAUAUAUAUAAAAUUUUGCAAUUUAUGUGUGCUACGAAUAUGCAAACCACUCUAAAAGUUGGUUUUCUUUGAAAUGCAUUUGAUAAAAAAAUCCUCCAAUAUUAAUGAGAAUUCAUAGUACUAUGUCUAGAUAAAUAAUUUAAUAUUUGUUCUAUAUUUAUGGAUCUCUUUGAUUUUAAUCCUAAAUGUAGGCAAAGAAUUCGCGUUAUUUAAAAAGUACUCAGGAUAAAACUAUCUGAUCACGAUUUUUACACGAAUAAAAUUUGGUAAAUUUUUUAUGAUCUAGUUAUGCGCCUAAAUAUAGUAAAUAUUUCUUAUUAUUUAUUAAAUAUCCGUUCCAAUAUAUUGUAAUUUCAGUGAAGAUUAAAAUACUUUGGUCGUAAAGAAAUAAAAAAAUUGCAUUGCAAGAUUGCUUACAUUUAGGCUAUACUCGUAAAGCGUAGUCUACAAGAAUUAUAAGGUGAAUGAAUAAAAUGACAAGUUUGGUGGAUUGUUAUACGAAAUUGAAGACAUGCGGUGAAGUGCGUCUUUUUUAAAGAGCAAAUAAUUUUAAAACUAAUAAUUUUAACGUCGAUUACAAAUAUGCAUCUAUAACUUAUAUAUAUACUAUACAUAUGUGAAAGUAUGCGUAAAAAUGUAAUUCUUUAAGUUUUCAUUCAGUACAAACUUGUAUUAAACUUUAAAACUUUCUAUUUGUUAAAUAAACUUUAUAUAUUACGAGAUUUGUGCAACCAUUCAUGCAACAAUUAUUCCAAUUCCAAAUAUACAUACAUAUGUAUGUUCUUAAAUUCUUAUAAACUUAUCUCGAGUUUCGCCAUUUAUAAAGACCCCAAAUUACUUGUUGAGCGCUCGAUAUGUAUUUACAUACCUUAAAAAAUAAAUAUUUAAUUUAAAUUAUAAAGAUAUAAAAUUGAAAAAAGAAAUGAAUAGUUUAAAAGAAAAACAUCAAUAUAAAUUUAUGUAAACUAUCCAUAUACUCGUAUAAUUACUUUAAGCUUUUUGUGUAUAAAGUUCAAUCAUUAAAUUGUAUUUGAUGACAAAUGUACUUAGUUUUGUAAUGGAAGCGAUGAUAUUGCUUGCCCGUGCCUGCUAUUCCACGAAUACAUACUUAUAGAUACAUAUGUAUACAGAUAUAUCAUAUAUAUGUACAGAUGUGUUAAUAUAAAUACAUAUUAUUUUAUGUAUGUGUGCGACCCAUUAUUUUAUUUAAGUUAAGUUGUUUUAUGUGUUCAUGUAAUUUAAAUACAUAACUACAUACAUACACAUUUCAUAAAUUUAUUUUAAAUAUAGUAAUAGAAUAGUUUUUGUUUGGCUAUUGUUUGUAGUAAGUAAUAUAUUGUUGAAUUUAGUUCAGAAAAUAAUAAAUACACAUAAAUAAUUUAGUUUUAUUCAUUCAAUAUAUUUAUACAUUUGUAUACAUAUGUACAUAUCAAAUAUAAAAAAGUUACUGACCUCCAUUUCUAUGUCAGUUGUUAGAUUCAUCAUAAGUUUAAUCCAAUCCAAUGAAAUCCGUUUCUCUUUCUCUCAUAUAAGAUCUAUAUUAGCUAUGUAAUUUCAUUGACGGAACCUAUUAUUACACUUUGCACGUAUUUAAAAAAUACUGUUAUAUGAGAGAAAAACCAAGUAAAUUUGGCACACCCAACUGUUUGCCAAAUAUGUUCGACCUUCUAACUAAGAAAUAUCUGCACAAAAUCUGAAAUUUAUAUUUAUCUUUCAAAAUCCACGAAUUAUAAUCACAAUCCAUCCAGCAGGGCAAUACUUGUAUACUUAACAUAUAAUUUGGUGAAUCUUGGAGAAUUUUAUAUUAUUUCUUUUUCACUUUUUGGGGGAACUUAGAGGAUAAUUCUAAAUGCGGGCAACAUUUUUUUUAAGUAAAAAAUACUUAGGUUAAAACUGGCUGUACAAACAUUUUUACUAGUAAUGCUAUAACGGUUGAUAAAUUUAUAUGAUUGAGCCAAAAGGUAGGCAACUUACAUUAAAACAAUUAUUUCAAUGUCAUUUCAGAAUAAAAUAGUAUCGCUGUAAUAUUUUAGCGUAAAAUAAUUGUUGUUGUGCAUUAAAAGACAAACCUGGUCAGCUGACAAUCAUUCAUCAUACAUAAAUGAAGAACUUUACAUAUAUAGACACGACUUAACGUUCCUCAGAUUCUUAAAUUGCAUUCCCCGGGUGUCUUUCUUGCUUUCAAAGGUGAAGAAGAGACUUAGUGAACUUAUGAUGGACAUCCCUCUUCUCUUAAUUUUUUUUUUUUUUAAUAUUUAUUAUUGUUUUUGUGAAAUAAUUAAAAGUACUUCUGUGAAAUAUUGUUGAGGUGACAAACUGUUUGUAGCCCAUAGUAUUUGGAGCACUCCACAUAAGCUUCAGAUUCAGAAAUUAUUUUCUUCAGUGCAGUCAUUUCUAGAUUUUUAUUUUCGUACUUGAAAGAGAAAAAUGUUGAAAAAUCGCUACAGUAAAUGUAUUGUGCGGCUGCUGGGUUCUGGUACGGGUUUCGACCAAUACUACUAAUAUACACGGUCGCCGUUCGGAGGAGGAUUAAAGCUUUUAGAACUCUAUAUACAUUAAUAGCAAUGAAACGAGUUUAAAGGUGAAAUACAUUUGGUCCACAAUUAUUAGCUCAAAAACUGUCUGACUUAUCUAACGGCACUAAUGUGGUCUAUAAAUAUGUACAUAUGUAUAUAUGUUUAUAUAGAUAUUCAUAAAUAUAUAAGACAAGCCUUUAUUUCUUAACUAUUCUGCAAUUUUGGUAUAUAAUAUAAUGAAAAAACUUCAAAAUGAAUAUAAAUGUUGUACUUAGAAAUGUAUACUUAUAAGUAUAUAUGUUUGUAUAAAGUUAAGUGCACACAUAAUUACUUAAGUGUUUUAAGUAGAGAAAUUAUUGUUUUCACACUCAUUCUUCCUUAUUUGACAUACUUGUAUUGUUUUCUAGAAUUAUAACUGCGUCGUAUUGUAAUUUGUGCCGUUGCUUUAAAGUCAACAACAAUUUUGUUAAUAUUUUCUUUAUUUUAGGCGUAUUUUAAGCAUUUAUGUAAUAGUUGUAAGUACUCAGGGCUUAGGAAGUGAAUAUAUAAAUUGUAUAGUGUGGUGUUUUAGAAGCAGGAUUAAUAUGCUUUAUUCAAAACAAGAUUUUCAAACGAUUGAGAAUUAUUGUUUUCAAAUAAAAUAACUGCUCCCAAAAGGAAAAGAGGGUAACUCAAAAGGAAACAAUAGUUCAGAGGACUUCGAUGGAAAAUCUGCUCUUUGUCGACAGUGUUAUAUUUUUAAAACUCAUCAAACCCAGUAGUCUAGCGAACAUCUUUCGUUAGUUCACGGCUCUCUAUGAUUAUUCGAAACUUACGAUAAAAAUGCUAAAAAGUUUAAAAACUGCUUAAAAAACCUCUCCCAAAUCCAAAAAAAAAAAA